CUUGACUUGACAUGGCUGAUUCACCAUGGUAGUCGUCCCCAACAAGCGGCUCGCGAAGCAGGGAUCCAGACGGGAUUAUCAACCGCAGACACCGCCGGGGAGCAGAGCGACGUUUCAGGCUCCGGUUCACCUCAAGCACUCGGACCGCGUCGACGUUUACAUCCGGACCGACGUGAGGACACAGGGACCUUUACAUGGCAGCUGAGUGCUCGGCCCUCCUACCCUCUCCCGGUACCGUGCGGCCGCAGCAUCCAUCAUCUCCGCCUCCAAGCUAACGGGAUGACGGAGGGGAACCGAGCCUCCUCACGUACCAACACGGUGGGUGAGGCGACGUUCAGGGGCUGUGGGAAUUCUUAAAAACCGCCGUGGCAGCGACUUUGAAGAGAGAUUUGAAGUCUUCUCUAGUUUCCUGUCAAAGCUCAGGUUGGAGCAGGAGGUGGGAGUUCAGGGUCUUGCUCAGGGGCACUUUGGCAGCUUGGGUGAAUGGGAGGAUGAUGGACCCUACUCUUCAUCUUCACCUCAAAUGAGUGGAAUGAGAGGACGAGGAACUACUGAGAAAUGUGUCUCACUAAAGUAAAAGUACAGAUCAUGUUUGUUCUAUAUUGUUGUAUAUUUUGAUGAUCUGAGCCUGGAGAGCAGCUACAAUCACAGAUACAUUAUCGGGUCAUGAGGUUGUCCUCAUAACCCACAGAAGACACUUUGAUCAUUCUGACACCACGAUGGUGGGAGCCACCGUCGCCUUGUGCCCCAGGACUACUGCGGUCUAACAGAAAUUCUGGUUCUGGAGCGUGGUGCUCUGCCAGCACCAUGGACUACCACGCCGAGUGCUGCUUCUGUGACCCCGAAGAGGGUCACGGUGGCCCGGAUGAGCCGCCGCUCCACAGCAUCCACGCACCCAACCGAAUCCGCCCAUCCUCGUACCGAGCCCUGAGGAGCGCCGUGUCUAGCCUGGCUCGCAUCGACGACUUCUUCUGCGAGAAGAUCGGUUCGGGCUUCUUCUCUGAGGUCUUCAAGGUGCAGCAUCGGAUCACAGGGCAGGUGAUGGCGCUGAAAAUGAACACGCUGGCUAGCAACAAAGCUAACAUGCUACGAGAAGUGCAGCUCCUGAACAGGCUUUGCCACCCCAACAUACUCAGGUUUCUUGGCGUUUGUGUGCAUGAAGGUCAACUCCAUGCUCUGACUGAGUAUAUAAACGGAGGCAACCUGGAGCAGCUGUUGGACAGUGACCUGUACCUGUCGUGGGGCGUCAGGAUCGGACUGUCUCUGGAUAUCGCCCGAGGGCUGCAGUACCUGCACAGCAAGGGCAUAUUUCACAGAGACCUCACCUCCAAGAACUGCCUGGUGCGCUGUGAUAACAGCACGUUCACUGCUGUGGUGGGAGACUUCGGCCUGGCAGAGAAGAUCCCUGAUUACAGUGACGGUGUGGGGAAGCAGCCUCUGGCCAUCGUGGGCUCUCCUUACUGGAUGGCCCCUGAAGUUCUGAGAGGGGAGCUGUACAAUGAGAAGGUGGACGUGUUUGCGUACGGCAUCAUCCUGUGUGAGAUCAUCGCCCGCAUUGAAGCUGAUCCUGACUUCUUACCCAGGACGGAGGACUUUGGUCUGGACGUGGAUGCAUUUGAGAACAUGGUUGGGGAUUGUCCACCUGCGUUCUUUAGCCUCGCUGUCGCCUGCUGUAACAUGAGUGCAGAGGCUCGUCCAUCGUUCUCUGACAUUGUCUUCACAUUGGAGGACAUGGAUAGAGAAGAAGAAGAAGAAGAGAAGCCCAUUGCACUUGAGCCAGUGGCGGCAGAUGUCAGUCCAUACCGGCGCCGCAGCUCUCCUUGUCACCAAACUGACCACAGCCAGCAACGGCAAGGCUUGGCGAGGAGCCUGUCGGACGUGUUACCCCCGGCAACCCUGACCCCUCCGCUCCUCGGAACUCCUGCGCGGGUCAACCCCUUCUCGCUCAGACAGGACCUGAAUGGGGGGAGGUGUAAACUCUUAGACACGCCCAGUAAGUCCGUCAUCUCCCUGACCUUCACCCUCCCAGCGCUGCGUGACCCAUGUGCCUCUCCCAACCUUCUCAGAGGGAUGCUGGGGACGCGAGCACUGCCGAGGAGAUGUCAGUCGCUCCCCUGUACCCCUGAGCUUAGCCGAACUGUAGCCUUGUCAAGAGACACGGAGGGGAGGGAGGAGGAAAACAAUGAGGACGACAGAGUGGCAGCAAUUAAAGGAGGGACUGGGGGUGAUACGGAGGAUGACAUGAGGAAGAAGACAGGAGAGUUAGAAAAGGUGGGUGAAAGGUUGCGGGUAGAGCAUGUGGAGAUAACUGGGAAGAGAAAGUUGUUGAAGGAGGAGGAUGGGAUGGGAGAGGAUUCAGGUCUUCCCGUCGAGCUGGAGAUGGUGUCUCUGGAACGGCUAGAGGAGGAGGAGGAGGAGGAGGAGGAGGAAGAAGAGGAGAGUGUUUGUCUAACAGAACCCAUGGACUGUACCAAGUCUCCAGAGCCAGCAGAGGGAGUCUUGGACUCCACAACCCUGCUCACCUCCUCUUCCUCCUCAUCCUUAAAGACCAACGGCUGGCGACUUCCCAUCUCCAACGGACCACCCUCUUUGCCUCCUCUUCCACGACUGGACAACAACAACGGCUCAGCCCUUGUGAUUGGCCAGCAGGUCCAGUGGGGUGGAGGAGGCCGGGCUAAUGGUUACAGCGAAGCCCAGGUCCUGUCCUCUGAUCCUAGCAACUCCUCUGAGCAGGAUGAGGUCAUUUCCUGUCCGGGCUGCUGUCUGGUGGGUCUGAGUUUCCCCUCGGUGUGCCUCCGUGGUUCAGCUGCUGUGCCUGCCCCCCGCCGAAGGGCUUCGUUACCACGGCAGCGGCCCUACCGGAAUCUCAACGGUACCAUAACCGGCGGCAGCACUUCCUCAUCAACAACAGCUACCGCGGCAACCAAAGCUCUACUGUGUCGCAGCACAAAUGGACUAGUUGUUGCCGGGCCCUCAGUGCCAUGUGAACCCGGUCGGUCCCUGCCGGAGGCCCAGACAUAAGCCGGCUCAGAGGGGAUUUAGUUUUGAACUUGUGACAUGCACUGGCACUAAAUGUUGGUGGACAAACAGAGCAACACUAGAUGUUGCUCUGCUAAUGCUGAGAACCCAGUACUGACCCCAACCCCUGAGAUGUGGUGUUAAUUCUUUGCAGUCACAGCAAACCGUAGUAGCUGGUGAUUAGAGCUCCACCUGGUGGACUGGAGGAUUAAACGCAACAAAUCGCUGCAACAGUGAAGAGCGGUUGUUGUGUAAAGGUAGAGGUGGGUAAGAGGCAGAAUACAGCUGAACCAGACGGGCUUCAAACAAAGUGGGCUAUAAACUGGUCUACAUCUCAUUACUGCCACUGUAAUGGUGCUGAUCCAAACAAAGCAGCUACUCCGACUUACACGCCCCAUCUCUGUUCAACCAAAUCAAACUGUGAGAAUGGAAUAUAGCGCAGACCGGCUAACUUCUGGUUUAGCUUUAUGGUGAUAAAAGGACAAAGUAACAGUGCUGUUUCAUUUUCAUUUGGUAGGGGGAGCAGUGCACAGUAUCGUGUGGUCUUUAAAUGAACUGCUGCCAUUUCUUGUAAAUGCUUAAGAGGAAUGCAAGUGAAAGUGCAGUGGAACUUGCAAAUGGAAGAUAAAUGAUUGAUCAGUAACCAGUGCAGUUAUUUUGUGGGUGUGGUCAAAAAUCUCUGUUCAACCAAAUCAAACUGUGUGUGCUGGCUUCCAUUCUGGAAGCUGUCGUGAAAAAAAAAAAAGCAUGUGGCUGAUUUAACAAGCUAAGUAUACUUGCAGUUUGAUGGUCAUGGUUAUCGGUAAUAAUAACACUGUACUCAUCAGGGUAAUUACUGAGAUCUGUGACAUGAUUAAAAAGAAGUGAGCGACGUCCAGGUUAGUGAGUCGAUUUGGAAGAAAAAUAAUGACCCAAACUGGCCAUUGUAAACAUUCACCACAGUUAACAGACUGACCCUCUUCUUUUAUUUUGCAUGGCAGGCCUGGCACUGCACUGUUGAGCCCAGGCUCUAUGUGGAGUGAACAGAAAAUGACAUGUGAAUGGGGUUUACUUCUGCCAGCAGUGUGGCUGCAGGUACAUAUAUGAAAACACUGUUUUUGAUUCUAUUUAUUUGAUUAACAGUAGCUACAUGGGAAAUAUUUAUAAAAUGAAUAAAGAUGAUUUACUUCUUACAUUUUUAUAGCAGUUGAGCUGUAUAAAAGUGUGUGAGUGAGUGAGUGAGUGAGUGAGUGAGUGAGAGAUAUCUGUUGCUAAAGGGAGAAACUCUUCCUGUUCUUGUCAUGUAAAUUCUUCAUUUUUGCACUUCAGUUUGGAGCACUUUGCAGUAAGACACCAGGCUUUGACUAGACGGUGCUUUAUUUAAAUCUGUGCUACUGGUGUUUUAUAUGUGUGUGUGCUUCUGGCCCCACAAACUACACAGCUUUCACCCUUCAUCUGACAUCUACUCCCCCUCACAUGUAUCUUGUGUGUGUACAUGUACAUUUUGAUGACACUGUUGUAACUUAAAAAGUGGCAUGUGAAGAAGCAGGUAUGGAUAUUUAUUGUACAGAUCAUUCCACACACUGUGUGUGUACAGGAUGUGUUUUUGAGCAAAAAGUAGAGCGAUGAAUACUCACAGGAGAACUUUUAUCCUGUCAUUUCUGAAGAUUACCCAUGGUUCCCUGCUUCAUAUCUUUAAUUGUAUCUGAUUCUAUACAGCUGGAAACCUGCGUGCAAUAAUCUGGUAAUAAACAAACAUGGUUGUGAAUAA
Molecule: messenger RNA, 4768 nt
Organism: Dicentrarchus labrax (European seabass)
Lineage: Eukaryota; Metazoa; Chordata; Actinopteri; Moronidae
Gene: tesk1a
Product: testis associated actin remodelling kinase 1a
Exons: 11
Coding region: 808-3021 (737 amino acids)
Biological process (GO): actin cytoskeleton organization; protein phosphorylation; positive regulation of stress fiber assembly
Cellular component (GO): nucleus; cytoplasm
Molecular function (GO): protein serine/threonine kinase activity; ATP binding
Source: RefSeq, a predicted model, not a curated record